CGGCGGGGCUUGGCCACGCCCACACCCGGAAAGAGGCGUGGCCUCUCCACCGAACGGGGCGGGGUGUAACGAAAUGGGCGUGUCCAGUGGGAGGGGCGUGUGUGCGUGACGUCAUUAUUGCGCGCACCCGGAAGCGGCGCCGGGACCCCGGGGAGGGUUCGGGGGUCCCGGGGAAGGCUCGGGGGGUCCCGGGGGGGGGUUCCGGCGCCGCCAUGGCGGGGGAGGCGGUGCUGCAGGUGCUCCGGCAGGGCGUGUGGGCCUCGCUGACCGGCGGCUGCUUCCUGGAGCCGCAGCUGGGAGCGUUCGCCAACUGCGUGCGGCUCUACGUGUGGCUGUUCCUGCUCGGGCUGCCGCUGGGCCUCUACUCGGCGCUGCCCCCCUCCCCGGCCGUGGCCGCCCUGUACUGCGCGCUGGUGGCCGCGUUCUUCGGGGCCGUCAAGGCCGUCACCUUCCGCCUGCACGCCCGCCUCGACCGGGGGGGCGACCCCCGGGGGGACCCCGAGGGGGGGGGCGGCGGCGCUGCUGCCCCCCCGCAGCCCCCCGGAGCGGGACGGGACCCCCCGCGUGAGUCUGGGGGGCUGGGGGGCCCCCAGGAGAGGGAUGGGACCCUCGGCCCCCCCGGGGGGGCUCUGGAGCUCUCGGUGCUGCGGUGGCCGAGCGCGACCCCCCCUCAACUCUGUGGCUUCAACCAACUCUCG
Messenger RNA from Haemorhous mexicanus (house finch), 698 nucleotides. Its product is annotated as pecanex-like protein 3. Lineage: Eukaryota; Metazoa; Chordata; Aves; Passeriformes; Fringillidae. The annotation marks the transcript as partial. The transcript is spliced from 4 exons. The record is from RefSeq and is a predicted model, not a curated record.